Molecule: messenger RNA, 1621 nt
Organism: Mus musculus (house mouse)
Lineage: Eukaryota; Metazoa; Chordata; Mammalia; Rodentia; Muridae
Gene: Gltp
Product: glycolipid transfer protein
Exons: 5
Coding region: 75-704 (209 amino acids)
Biological process (GO): ceramide 1-phosphate transport; endoplasmic reticulum to Golgi vesicle-mediated transport; response to immobilization stress
Cellular component (GO): cytoplasm; cytosol
Molecular function (GO): lipid binding; glycolipid transfer activity; glycolipid binding
Source: RefSeq, marked provisional
CGGCGGGCGGCGACAGCCCGGGCGCGGACGCCCUCGGCGCGGGCUGGGGCAUCACCAAGGGCCUCGACCCCGAAAUGGCGCUGCUGGCCGAGCACCUGCUCAAGCCGCUGCCCGCAGACCGGCAGAUCGAGACCGGGCCCUUCCUGGAGGCUGUGGCUCACCUGCCGCCCUUCUUUGAUUGCCUUGGGUCCCCGGUAUUCACGCCCAUCAAGGCAGACAUAAGCGGUAACAUCACCAAAAUCAAAGCCGUAUAUGACACCGACCCAGCCAAGUUCAAGACCCUGCAGAACAUCCUGGAGGUGGAGAAGGGGAUGUAUGGGGCGGAGUGGCCUAAAGUGGGGGCCACUCUGGCACUGCUGUGGCUGAAAAGGGGCCUGCGCUUCAUCCAGGUGUUCCUGCAGAGCAUCUGCGAUGGGGAACGCGACGAGAACCACCCCAACCUCAUCCGAGUCAACGCCAACAAGGCCUAUGAGAUGGCCCUGAAGAAGUACCAUGGCUGGCUGGUGCAGAAGAUCUUCAAGGCCGCCCUGUACGCAGCACCUUACAAGUCCGACUUCCUCAAGGCACUCUCCAAGGGGCAGAACGUGACAGAGGAGGAGUGCCUGGAGAAGAUCCGCCUCUUCCUGGUCAACUACACGGCCACCAUUGACGCCAUCUACGACAUGUACACCAAGAUGAAUGCGGAGCUUGACUACACAGUGUAGGCGCCCGGACACACAGCCCCAUGUGGGCACCAGCAACCCCAUCACUGUGAAUCAAGCUGGAAUCCCCCAGCUCAGCCAGCCCAGCCUGGCCAGCCUGGGUCUGCAGGGGGCAGCCUUAGCUUGUUAGAGGUCUUUUGUUUUCUUGGUUUUUUGUUGUCUUGGCCUAUUCUAAUGGAGCAAUAAGCACCUUCCAUUCACUCCUCGGCUCCCCAAGCUCAGCCGCCACCAUCCUUCCAGUGUGCUUAAAACCAAUUAACGUUGCUAACUAACGUUGCUAACGUGGAGGAAUUCCUAGGGUUUUGUCAUUUCCUCCCCUACCUAGCUCAGGAGGAACUCAGCUCAGGGGCGACAUACACCUCACCCAGCAAAGAAGCCCGGCCCAUCUGGCCCAGGGGUGUCUUGGAUGCUUGAAGGACAAUGGAAGUUUGAUUGGAAGUUCAGCGGGUGCCCUACUGUGGCCUCUGUUUAAAAGGCAAGCUGGCAGGAGCCCCCCUCACGGGGCUCACACAUCCAUCUGGCAUAACCAGCCCUGUUCUCGUUCUCUCUCUCUCUCUCCUCUCUCUCUCUCCUCUCUGUCUCACUCUCUCUCUCUCUCUUCUCACCCCCCCUCUGUCUUUUGUCAGAUAAUGUUUUUUGGGUUUUUUUUUCCCCUGAAAUGUACCAGCAAGCCUUUUCAACCAACUGACUAGGCGCACACAGGUGACCCAUAUGUGACUGUAUUUGCAUUCUUCUGCAUAAUUAUUUUCUUGGGGGUUGGCUCUUCCAACCUAAGAAACUGCCUCUCAUAAGAGCCCUCCAGCUGCGGAGACUCAAGACACUGCCUUGCUGCCUUAACCGUCCUUCUGGAGCUGUAUUUUUUAAAGUAUUGGGGUAAACCUGCCCUGAAAGAAUUGAUGUAUGUUUAAAAAAAAAAAAAA